UUGGCUGGAAGGCGCCGGCGCCGGGAAGGUCGGGCCCCGGGAAGGAGGGCGGUGCCGUCUGCCUGGUCCCAGAGGCGCACCGGCUUCGGUAAGAUGUUUGUGGCAGCUCGGACAGGCCAGAGAACCUUGAGAAAGGUGGUCUCGGGAUGCCGUCCAAAAUCGGCGACAGCGACCGGAGUCCCGGCUCCUGCGCAGGGGCCUCCGAGGAACAUCAGAUACUUAGCUUCCUGUGGUAUACUGAUGAACAGAACUCUUCCACUGCACUCCUCAUUUUUGCCUAAGGAGAUAUAUGCAAGAACCUUCUUCAGAAUUGCUGCACCAUUAAUAAACAAAAGAAAAGAAUAUUCAGAGAGGAGAAUUAUAGGAUAUUCUAUGCAGGAAAUGUAUGACGUAGUAUCGGGAAUGGAAGAUUACAAGCAUUUUGUUCCUUGGUGCAAAAAAUCAGAUGUAAUAUCAAGGAGAUCUGGAUACUGCAAAACACGAUUAGAAAUUGGGUUUCCACCCGUAUUGGAGCGCUAUACGUCAGUAGUAACCUUGGUGAAACCACAUUUGGUAAAGGCAUCCUGUACAGAUGGGAAGCUCUUUAAUCACUUAGAGACUGUUUGGCGUUUUAGCCCAGGUCUUCCUGGCUACCCAAGAACUUGUACUUUGGAUUUUUCAAUUUCUUUUGAAUUUCGAUCACUUCUGCACUCUCAGCUUGCCACAUUGUUUUUUGAUGAAGUUGUGAAGCAGAUGGUAGCUGCUUUUGAAAGAAGAGCAUGUAAACUGUAUGGUCCAGAAACAAGUAUACCUCGGGAAUUAAUGCUUCAUGAAGUUCAUCACACAUAAGAGAAAAGGAAAUGGUUGCCUACUUGUAACUAGUUUAUUCACUUUUAGGAAGUGCUUUCAUCAUUUUGCUUUCAGAAGGCAGAAAGCAUUUGUCAUACACAGCUUUGAUUAUAAACCUGUACUUUGCACUUGGAAUAUGGAACCACAUGUACAUAGAAUUCAAUCAAGUGUAAUUCAGAAUAAUGUGUAUAUUAGCAUAUUUACAGUAAUGGGAUGUCAUCGCUAUUGUUAGAAUACUGACAUCACUUUUCUGAGCAGAAAUUGAAACUAAAUUUAACCUUUUAAUUAUCACCUCACCUAAAAAGGUUGGUUGAGAUACUCACGCAGCAUGUAUUAUAUUAACCAUGUCAUGUUUAAGUUAUUAAAUUCAGAUUAUUUAUAACUUAUUGUCUUAGGGCCUGCCUCAUGUCUUUUAGGGUAUUUGAGUAAUCAUCCUAAUUUAAAGUUAAAACUUUGACUUAAAAAACACUGUUAAUGAAAGUUCCCUGGCGCUUUUCUUAUUUUUAAAUUGGUCUUAUGGGUAGUAGUAGAGAAUUCCAUGCUGUCCUGAGGCUAGCUUCCAGGUAAACAGUGAUUUUUUUUUUCUUUUUUUCUUUCUUUCUUGGUGAGUGGUCCAGAGUUUUAAGCUACUUUUCUCAAAGUUUCAACCCUUUCCCAGGUACUUGGACUACUAUUUCAGUAAUGUUGAUUGUGUGUCAAGUUUUGUCUACAGCAGUGGGCAAUAGAUGAAGAGAAGUCAGUUGAUAUGUCUCCAACACCAUGCAUUCUGAUUUUCUAUUUAUUGUGUAUACUCACUUUCAAAAUGUAUUUCCAACUGAUAUUUUUGUAAACAAAUCAGUGUAAGGACUGAAGUGGUAACUUAAUAAAGUUAAUUUGUUUAUUUUUUGUA
Messenger RNA from Phacochoerus africanus (Common warthog), 1717 nucleotides. RefSeq names its product coenzyme Q10B (gene COQ10B). Gene Ontology annotation, molecular function: ubiquinone binding. The record is from RefSeq and is a predicted model, not a curated record. The transcript is spliced from 5 exons. Gene Ontology annotation, biological process: ubiquinone biosynthetic process; cellular respiration. Gene Ontology annotation, cellular component: mitochondrion. Lineage: Eukaryota; Metazoa; Chordata; Mammalia; Artiodactyla; Suidae. Bases 94 to 828 code for a protein of 244 amino acids.